UUGGAAAUGCGCGCUGCGCUGCGGCGCGCAGGGAGCCACGGAUCAUCUUCCGCAGGGGGGCGUCGCUGGAUCGCUCCUCAGGGGGAGGUGGGCGUCUUGUUGGAUCCAUCCUCUCAGAGGCGAUCCCGGGGGCGGAGUGGGGCGCAAGUGUGUGUGGAGAGGCAGUUAAGAGGCGCCUCAUCCAUUCGCUAUAGUCGCUGUGCGCCCUCGCAUUACUGGGGAUUCUUCUAAUCCCAUCAAAAGGCAGGUCCCCGCCCUGUUGCGUGCGUAAAAACCGUGCUGUUUGCUCCGUGCCAGUCCCACUUAAACCGGUCUGGCUUUCACAGACGCCGGACUUGCGACUGGUCUUCCUCGGCCCCCGCUUCCAACCCAGCACAAAGCUCCUCCCCGAUUACCAUAAUCUCUAGGAUCUUUUGGAGCGCCGUUACCACGGAUUCUGCAAAGCCAGCCCUUCAACGCGCUCUGCUCAACUUGCUCAAACUUUGCUUAAAAUAAUAAUCAUCCCCCCCACAUCGCAGCCGGUGUGUUUUGUUGGAAACAGGCCAAUCCGAUUUGAGCCCAAAUGGAUUUACACUGCCGGUCUCGCUGCAGCUCCCGCCGCCUGCUUUGGGUCUUGCUGGCUUGUUGCAUCGGACCCUUAACCGCAAACAGAAGAAACAUUCCAAGGAGGCAAGAUAGGCUGGGGCCACCUCUGGAUAUAACCCUGGAUUCACUGAACUGCACAGCGUUUAGUAUACAGUGGAGGAUGCCUCGGCAGCAUGCAAGUUCCAUCACCGGUUAUACUGUCUAUUACACCGAGUUCAAGGCAGAUAAACCAAUUAAACAGAAGUCCCAUGAUGUGCCUCUUAGCCUGGACAUGCUCAGUAUGGGUCAAAUGGAUGGGCAAGCCAUUUUUGAAGUUGUCAUUGGAGAUUUGAAGCCAGGCACUUUCCACCGUGUAAGUGUAGGAGCUUACGGCUGGGCAGGAAAAGGCAGACCCAGCAUGCCCAGAAAUGUAACGACUUUAUCGCAAGAUAAAUGCAUGGCUCCAGAUCCACCAUACCAGCCUCAAGUGCUGGUCGUUUCUGACUCAGAAGUUGCUCUGUCGUGGAAACCAGGACCCAGCGAAGGAAGUUCCCCAAUUCAGUACUACACCGUGGAAUUCAUAAGACCUGAUCUCGACGCCAAUUGGACAGUAAUUAGAGAGCAGAUCCAAAUGGACUCCAUGGUUCUGAAGGGCCUCACUCCAAACAACAAGUACCAGUUUGCAGUCCGAGCGGCCAAUUCAUAUGGAUCCAGCCUGCCUAGUACUCCCAGUGACACUAUCAGAAUGUUCAGCCCGGAAGAGUUAGGGAGUGGAAGCUAUGGUCAUCGUUACAUUACAGAAUCUGGACUUGGAGACGACGAAGGAGCUGACAUCGAUGAUUCAGACUACGAUAUUUACAUUGACGAGCUCAAACCACUUCCUGCUAUCAAAGGUGGCAACAGGAAGUUUUUGGUUGAAACCAAGCUCACGCAGGAGACUAAUGCAAGGCUUCUUUCUAGACUGCUUUCAUCGGCUUCCUCUCCUAUUAGUUCCCCUACAACAACAACUCUGCCGCCACGUACCACCACAGCAACCAGCAUUACUGCCAAGGCCACCAGGUGGAACAAUGGAGCUUCGGUGGUGCGGCAAUCUGACCUGUCCUGCGAUGAAACCAUCUGCUCUACUGACAGCUUCUGUGUCAAUGAUUACGAGCGGAGUGGUUCUCGUUGCCACUGCAACCUUGGCAAAGGAGGAGAGGGUUGCUCAGAAGAUGUUAGUAUUCAGUAUCCUCAGUUCUUUGGCUACUCAUACAUGACCUUUGAACCUCUGAAAAAUUCCUACCAGAUUUUCCAAAUUACUCUCGAAUUUCGGGCUGAAGCGGAAGAUGGUUUGCUUCUGUACUGCGGAGAGAAUGAACAUGGGCGUGGGGACUUCAUGUCCGUGGCAGUCAUCAGACGAAGCGUUCAGUUCAGGUUCAACUGUGGUUCUGGAAUUGCAGUAAUUACAAGCGAGAACAAAGUGAAGCUGGGUAACUGGCACAGUGUGACUGUGUUCAGAGAUGGAGUAGAUGGAUGGCUUAGGCUGGAUAACAGCCGUCCAGUUUCUGGUAAAUCCCAGGGUCAAUACAGCAAAAUUACUUUCCGGACUCCCUUCUAUCUUGGAGGUGCUCCUACCGCCUACUGGCUAGUGAGGUCUGCAGGCAUCAAUCGUGGCUUUCAAGGCUGUGUCCAGGCACUCACCAUCAAUGGGAAGAUCAUGGACAUGCGGCCCUGGCCUCUGGGGAAAGCUCUUAGUGGGGCAGAUGUCGGUGAAUGCAGCAGUGGAAUUUGCGAUGAGGCUUCCUGCAUAAACGGUGGCACUUGCACAGCGAGCAAGGCGGACAGGUACAUCUGCCUGUGCCCGCUUGGAUUUAAAGGGCGCCACUGCGAAGAAGCUUUCAUUCUCAUCAUACCUCAGUUCAACGAGACUUUGAAAUCCUUUGCCACCAUCCCCUGGCCUUUGGAACCACAGAACUACCUUUCCUUCAUGGAGUUUGAGGUCACCUUUCGCCCCGAUUCGGCCGACGGUGCCCUUUUGUACAGCUAUGACACAGGCAGCAAAGACUUCCUGUCCAUUAGCAUGGCAGACGGCUAUGUGGAGUUCAGGUUUGACUGUGGUUCAGGGACUGCUGUAAUCAGGAGUGAAGAACCCAUCAGUUUGAACCAGUGGCAUGAGCUCAAAGUGUCUCGCACUGCAAAAAAUGGCAUAUUGCAGGUUGAUCAGCAGAGACCAGUUGAAGGAAUGGCAGAGGGAGCUUUCACACAGAUUAAGUGCAACCCUGACAUAUUCGUUGGUGGAGUACCAAGUUAUGACAGUGUAAAGAAGAACUCUGGUGUCCUGAAACCUUUCUCUGGAAGUAUUCAAAAGAUUGUUCUGAAUGACCGGACAAUAGAUGUGAGGCAGGAUUUGGCAUCUGGAGUCAACCUGGAGAAUACUGUCCAUUCCUGUGUGAAUUCCCCCUGUGCCAAUGGGGGCACCUGCGUGCCUAAAAAAGAUGGCUAUGAAUGCGAUUGCCCUUUGGGAUUUGAUGGGCAGCACUGCCAAAAAGCUGUUAUGGAAGCCAUCGAAAUACCGCAGUUCAUCGGCCGCAGCUACCUCACCUACGAUAGCCCAGAUAUUCUGAAAAGAGUAGCGGGAUCAAGAACAAAUGUCUUCAUGAGGUUUAAGACUACCCUGUCGGAUGGCCUCUUGCUUUGGAGGGGAGACAGCCCCAUGAGACCAAACAGUGACUUCAUCUCUCUAGGUCUUCAAGAUGGUGCCUUGGUCUUCAGCUAUAAUCUGGGCAGCGGCAUUGCUGCCAUAACGGUGAAUGGUUCCUUCAACGAUGGCAGGUGGCAUAGAGUAAAGGCAGUUCGGGAUGGGCAGUCCGGGAAAGUAACGGUGGACGACUAUGGUGCUAGAACUGGCAAAUCACCAGGAAUGAUGAGACAGUUGAAUAUCAAUGGGGACCUCUUCGUUGGUGGAAUGAAAGAGAUAGCUCUGCAUACAAACAGACAGUAUAUGAGAGGCCUGGUGGGUUGCAUUUCCCACUUCACGCUUUCUACGGAUUACCAUAUUUCACUGGUUGAAGAUGCGGCUGAUGGGAAGAACAUCAACACUUGCGGGGCAAAGUAACAGGUGGGAAAUAUUCAGAGGGAAGAGCCUUCCACCACUGUUCUUGCACACGGAGGACUUGCCUUCUGAGCGAGGCCUGGAAGCAAGAAACAACCUGAAGCAAAAAUCACAGAAGGGGACCAUUUGCCACCCUCCUUUCCUUUGGAUAACAUGCUCUCUCUGUCAUGCCGAAUGCUUCGGGGCAGUGCAGGAGCGCCACCCUUAAAACUGCAAAUAGUUGUAGACUCCCGUGCAGCAGAGCACCUAUGCUGUUGUCUACGGCUGCUCCCCACCCAUUAAUGUGCAUCGUCCGCAGCAGGGCUGGCUUCAAGCCCACUUGCCCUUGUAGUAGCCUCCUCAUGUAAUGAGCAAAAGCUGGGCAGUUUGGGUAGCAACAUGCCCCAUUUUGCUGGCAGUGGAGCUUUUUGCUUUUGUGAAUGGGAACAAGAGCUCCGCUUCAUUGCAGAGAGAGAAAGAUUGGAAGCCUCCAUCUUGGUUCCUGCUGUGCACCCCAAGUCCCUUCCCCGUAGUAAGAACACGGCCUGUGCAGAAUUAGAGGGUGGAAAUGGUAGCAGUGCUUGUUGUGACCACCUCAUCGUUUCAGCCACAGAAUGUCUACUAGCAUCCGUGGCUGGAGAAUAGUAUAGUCUGCUUUCUUGUGCUUUGAAGAACAGAUCCGCCUGCCUCUGAAUAUGCCGUCGCACAACAUGUCGUAUCAACCACUAUUCUAGUCUCAUUAAUAGGCUGGGCCAGGAGAGACAAACAGCAGAUCACAGCAUCAGAUUUGUACUGCUCAUCUUCAGGCUGCAGACAGAAAGGCUUUGUUUGCUUGAAUCCCCAGAAUCUCUGCACCUAGAAAACUAGCAUGGUAAGGAUUAUAGCUUUCCAUCUGCAGGGACUUUUUUAAAAAAACAUAGAAAGAAUGAUCAUUUAUGCAAUAUCCUGCUGAAGUGGUACAAUCCAGGAAGAGUUUUAACCAUGCAAUAUGCUGGUUUUGUACACAAAAGGUUCUUGCAUUACUCUCAUUUUCUCUCUGCCUGGGGAGCAGCAACAGAGCAGGGAAUUCCCUUAGGUCUUUAAGCCUAGUGCCCUGCUACAAAUCUGCUGACAGAGAAGGAAUGGUAUUCGGCAUUGGUGUUGACGCUUACAAGGACUGUGUUGCUGGCCAACAGUGAAGGUUCUGCACCAGUCCAGCUUAACAAGCAAACAAAAAGAAGAGGGGCGGGGAGGAUGUAAUGAGUUACAGACCAUACCCUUGGCUCACGCAGCGUGUCUUUAUAACCUAUGGAUCAGUUCUGAAAUUGUGGUAACUUAUGCAGCCUUAAUGGCACAGCAACUGUAUCAUCCACACCACUUAGUGGCAUAUUUUGAAAGUGCUGUAUUUAUGCAUUCCUUUAUCCUAUUCCAGCCUCAACUCAGUUGCAGGUCCAGUCUACCCAGUGUAAAUACUCACAAGAAGUUAUACUCCUUUCCAGAUUUAUGUUGUUUCCCAAAGAGAAUCCUCCUUACUAUUUUGAAAACUCUACUUUUUUAUUACAAGCAAUUGGGGGGGGACCAACAACCACAUUUUAUAGCAGUAAUUUUGCACCUGUAUUUUUAUAUAGCAGAGGCGGCAGCAGUGAUUGGCUAGUUUUGUAAAAGGAUUAGGUGUCUCACACAGUGUUUAGCAUGCUGCAGAUAGUUUCCCAAAAGGAAUAAGGAGUGCUAAGAUUCUUAGGUUUGGGGUGGGCAAGGAUGUUUUUGCUUGUGCUUAUUCUACAGUUUUAGUGGGAAAUAUUUGUGAAAUGUAACUGGUUUUACAAUCAUCUUCUUUGUUUUUGUAAAUUUAGACUGCUGAAAAUGUACAUUAAUGAAGCUUUUCUGGCUUGAAGUAUUGAAAAGAUGUUAAAAGUUCUGUUCUACUAUGAUAUUUUGCCAUCAAGUAUC
Zootoca vivipara (common lizard) is the source of this 5563-nucleotide messenger RNA. RefSeq names its product EGF like, fibronectin type III and laminin G domains (gene EGFLAM). Gene Ontology annotation, molecular function: protein binding; calcium ion binding. NCBI's taxonomy places the organism in Eukaryota, Metazoa, Chordata, Lepidosauria, Squamata, Lacertidae. The record is from RefSeq and is a predicted model, not a curated record.